AUGUGUCGUGGGGUCGUCAGGGAGACCCCCGGGGUCGUCAGGGAGGACCCCGGGGUCGUCAGGGAGACCCCCGGGGUCGUCAGGGAGGACCCCGGGGUCGUCAGGGAAGACCCCGGGGUCGUCAGGGAAGACCCCGGGGUCGUCAGGGAGACCCCGGGGUCGUCAUGGAGGACCCCGGGGUCGUCAUGGAGAACCCCGGGGUCGUCAGGGAGGACCCCGGGGUCGUCAGGGAGGACCCCGGGGUCGUCAUGGAGGACCCCGGGGUCGUCAUGGAGGACCCCGGGGUCGUCAGGGAGGACCCCGGGGUCGUCAGGGAGGACCCCGGGGUCGUCAGGGAGACCCCCGAGGUCGUCAGAUAGACCCCCGGGGUCGUCAGAGAACCCCUGGGAUCGUCAGAGAACCCCUGGGAUCGUCAGAGAACUCCUGGGGUCGUCAGGGAGACCCCGGGGUCGUCAGGGAGACCCCGGGUUCGUCAGGGAGACCCCGGGGUCGUCAGAGAACCCCUGGGAUCGUCAGAGAACUCCUGGGGUCGUCAGGGAGACCCCGUGGUCGUCAGGGAGACCCCCGUGGUCGUCAGGGAGACCCCCGGGGUCGUCAGGGAGACCCCCGGGUCGUCAGGGAGACCCCGGGGUCGUCAGGGAGACCCCCUUGGUCGUCAGGGAGACCCCCUUGGUCGUCAGGGAGACCCCCGGGGUCGUCAGGGAGACCCCCGGGGUCGUCAGGGAGACCCCCGGGGUCGUCAGGGAGACCCCCGUGGUCGUCAGGGAGACCCCCGUGGUCGUCAGGGAGACCCCCGUGGUCGUCAGGGAGACCCCCGUGGUCGUCAGGGAGACCCCCGUGGUCGUCAGGGAGACCCCCGUGGUCGUCAGGGAGACCCCCGGGGUCGUCAGGGAGACCCCCGUGGUCGUCAGGGAGACCCCCGUGGUCGUCAGGGAGACCCCCGUGGUCGUCAGGGAGACCCCCGGGGUCGUCAGGGAGACCCCCGGGGUCGUCAGGGAGACCCCCGGGGUCGUCAGGGAGACCCCCGGGGUCGUCAGGGAGACCCCCGUGGUCGUCAGGGAGACCCCCGUGGUCGUCAGGGAGACCCCCGGGGUCGUCAGGGAGACCCCCGUGGUCGUCAGGGAGACCCCGGGGUCGUCAGGGAGACCCCGGGGUCGUCAGGGAGACCCCGGGGUCGUCAGGGAGACCCCCGUGGUCGUCAGGGAGACCCCGGGGUCGUCAGGGAGACCCCCGGGGUCGUCAGGGAGACCCCCGGGGUCGUGA
Molecule: messenger RNA, 1263 nt
Organism: Procambarus clarkii (red swamp crayfish)
Lineage: Eukaryota; Metazoa; Arthropoda; Malacostraca; Decapoda; Cambaridae
Product: 50 kDa spicule matrix protein-like
Source: RefSeq, a predicted model, not a curated record